Mercurialis annua (annual mercury) is the source of this 2344-nucleotide messenger RNA. RefSeq lists its product as uncharacterized. NCBI's taxonomy places the organism in Eukaryota, Viridiplantae, Streptophyta, Magnoliopsida, Malpighiales, Euphorbiaceae. Gene Ontology annotation, biological process: meristem development; meristem maintenance. The coding region runs from base 413 to 2329 and encodes 638 amino acids. The record is from RefSeq and is a predicted model, not a curated record. The transcript has 4 exons.
UAGAAUGCGGACCACAUUAAUCAGAAUAUUAAAUCUGAUUAGCAGUGUUCCGCAUUCUAGGAAUGCGGAACACUGCCAAUUUACCGUUGGGAGCUGGUCUCCCAACGGUAAAUUAAAUGCGUUCCGCAUUCAUGGAAUGCGGAACGCAUUUAAUUGGCCGUUGGGAGACCAGCUCCCAACGGUGAGGCUGCCUAUAAAAGGGAUGGGGGGUUUUUUAUUUGUAAGGAAAAAUAGUUACUAAAUCAAAGAAAAAAAAUGAGAGUAGAGGGGAGAAAAAAAAGUAGUUUCGAUGUUAUAUUUUGAAAAAUAUUUCGGGAAAAAGUUGGAAGAAGUUAUAUUUCGGAGCUAAACGGAUCUAUUCGUGAAGUGUUAUAUUUUUUAUUCGAUAUUUAUUUAAAGGACUACAAGAGAAAUGACGAGUCCAAAUAUAUCUUUGUUGAUAUGGUGUGAUGGCCGUAUUGUGAGUUCUCCGUGUGGAAUAGAAUACCACGGGGGUCGUCCGGUUAAUAUGGCGCUUAGCGAGAGAAUGAGUUUCGAGGAAUUACAAAAUAUUUGUAGAAGAGCAGUUUCUACCGACGGGGAAGUAGAAAUUUCAAAAAUCUACUUCCGGCUUCCAAGAAUAGUUGGGGGUGCGAUACGGUCGUACUCGUUGUUUUCUGUGGAGAAUAACGAGCAUGUGUUUGGAAUUCUGAACGAGGUCGUGCGGUAUCCGCAACUCGAGAUUUUGGAAUUGUACGUGGAAUACGAGGCCGUGGUUCGCAACAAGACUUUACUAGAUCAGUUGGUCUUAGGUGAUUCAAGCGGGUCUGAGAGGGGUAGUGGUGAAGAGGAAGAAGAGGAAGAAGCGGAUUUCUACGACAGCAACGAAGAGGAUGUCGAGGAAGACUUAGGAGCAGAUUCACAAUAUGAGUCGCAACUUCCUGAGCAUGUAAGAACGGCGGAUCUUUGCGACUUUGACGUCGCCCCGGAGGAUGAUGAAAAGAUUAUGUGGGAUCCUGGGAUGGAAUUCCGAGUAGGGAUGGUAUUCCCAAAUCGCGAUGCCGUCCGAGCUUGUGCGACUACUUAUUCGGUCGGGGUGGGAAGAGAGUUCAAGGGUCGCCGGACUACCAACUCGACAAUAGUGUUGGCUUGCAGGCAGAACCCUGUAUGUAACUGGUGGCUGCGCGCUACACUUCUGCAAGCAACUCAGACGUGGACGUUGACAAAAUAUAUUGGCCCGCACACGUGCAAUCAGCUGUUACCUGAUCCAAACCAUCGGAAUUUUGGGUCUGUUGCAAUCGCAGACUAUAUCAAGGGUCAAGUAAAGCUGCAACGUGAUAUACGGAUCGAUACCCUCAGAGCUGGAAUUUGGCAACAACUUGGAGUUAGGCCUCCGUAUAAACGAACCUGGAAUGCAAAGGAAAAGGCAAUAGCUGAUGUUUACGGUGGCUGGUAUGAAUCAUUUGCUAUGGCUGAACGUCGGGACUACUACACUCCUGGGCCGUUGGUGCCAGACGUUCUGACAAUGCAGGACGAUCACAGAUCCUCGGUUAUUUGGGAUAACCAGGGCGACGAGUCUUCCUUAGGGUCACGUUCGAGCGCCAGACUUACUCCAUUUCACGAGCUAGAUUCUCGCAUCAGGAAUGGGAUUAUUCAGACUGGCAUGUCUGGUUUUCUAGCGAUGCGCCAGUUUCCAGUUGACUUGUGCCUUAUCACAGCUCUUGUGGAGAGGUGGAGACCAGAGACACACACGUUUUGGUUUCCAGAGGGCGAGUGUACUAUCACGCUGCAGGACGUGGCCAUCCUGACAGGGCUCCCAGUGGAUGGGACGCCCGUUACCGGACCUCGUAUACGGGAUUGGAACACGGUGUCUGUUCCGCUUUUAGGGAGGCAGUUAGAGGUCAGCCGUCCCCGUAAACCGGGGUCCUCGUGGGUCAGUGGUGCUUGGUUGUCCGCCCAGUUUGGAGGUUGGACGGUUUUGCCUGCGGGUGCUACAGAGGAUCAGGUCGACCAGGCGGUUCGAGGCUACCUUUGGGCUGCUUUACAGGGUCUGUGCUUUCCGGACUUGAACAGUGGCCACGUGGGCGUGAGGAUUCUUCCGCAUCUGGCGGAUUUAGGCCACUUGCGCGAUAUUAGCUGGGGAUCGGCUGUUCUGGCGUAUUUGUACCACGAGCUAUGCCUCUGCGCCUCUGCUUCGGCGGACAGACAGAACAUCGGGGGCGCCGUGUGGAUUCUACAGCUCUGGGCUUACGAGCGACUUAGGCCAUUGCGACCCCGUUUGGCCGACUUUACCGUCACGGGGGGAUUGCCUUUGGGUGACAGGUACAAUUUUCGUAUGAAGUUAUCUUAAUUUUACGUUUUUCAG